Osmerus eperlanus (European smelt) is the source of this 6772-nucleotide messenger RNA. Its product is annotated as histone acetyltransferase p300-like. NCBI's taxonomy places the organism in Eukaryota, Metazoa, Chordata, Actinopteri, Osmeriformes, Osmeridae. The transcript is spliced from 19 exons. Bases 2139 to 5237 code for a protein of 1032 amino acids. Gene Ontology annotation, cellular component: histone acetyltransferase complex; transcription regulator complex. Gene Ontology annotation, biological process: positive regulation of transcription by RNA polymerase II. The record is from RefSeq and is a predicted model, not a curated record. Gene Ontology annotation, molecular function: chromatin DNA binding; histone acetyltransferase activity; zinc ion binding.
AAUAGAGUACAAUAAAAUAGAAGUUGACAUAGACAAGAUAACUAGGGAACAAAAAUAUAUGGGGCUUAAAGGUCCCAUAACAUUAAAUGUUUACUUUAGGAGGUUAUUUAACAUUAAUAUGAGUUCCCCUAGCCUGCCUUUGGUACCUCAGUGGCUAGAAAGGUGUAAACCAAGCCCUGGGUAUUCUUCUCCGCCUUUGAGAAAAUAAAAGCUGAAACGCUCGGUUUUGAAAAUGCUGGUUUUAUGACGCCAUAAGAGUGAAGGUUACCUCCCUUUUCUCUGCUUUGCCCGCACAGAUAAUUUGGCCCACCAAUGAAAAAAUGAGCUACGACCGUGCGAGCGCGAUAUUGGUUUUCCUCGAGACAUCAUGGCUUGCAAACGACCGAAGCAUGGCAGUUAGCCCCCCCCCCCCUCUUUCUUCCUCAUAGAAUUUAAAGCUACAGAAACAGCACGUCCUGAGGAAAGCUCAUUGUGGGACUGCUCGUAGUGGCUGUAAUUCUGCACCAAGGCUGAAUUUCGGGAAAGAAACUUCCGAUACAGUAUUAGGGGACCACUAAGGCCUAUAUAAAAGCAUCCAAAGACAGCAUGUCAUGGGAUCUUUAAGUCAUAGAGGUUAGAACAAUUUUUACACCGGAUUGCCCAAUAUCUUCGUUUGAUCCAACUUUUCAACUGAGGCUGCUAUAGCUUAUCACUAUUCCCUCUUGCAGGGGACAUGAGAAGACAACCGUUUCUUCUGCACUUCACUUUUUGUAUUCUGAAUUGUAAAUGAGCAGCAACAAAUGUAUGCUUUUAAAUCUAUGCAAUCUUCAUAAAUAAUAAGUAUGCAUUUUUAUUAGAGCUGUGAAAAAUAACGCGUUAACACGUUAUGAUUAAAUUACAGGAUUAAUUCGUUAUUUUUGUUUAACGCAUUAACGUAAUAUCCACAAAUCCACCCAAUCUGCACUUGUCGCUGCUCUAAUGCAGUCAGACGGCAGCUGCUAUCCAAACAAACAAACAACAUGGAUAAUUCUGAUGAACCUGAGGACCUUAUGGGAAGUUUGUGUUCCAAAAAACAAAGAUGGAACAUUCAAUAAAACCAAAGUGAUAUGCACACUCUGCGAGAAGACGUUAUUGUUUCACCAAAGCAAUACCAGCCUAAAGUAGCUACCACCUCAACGCGAAGCAUGCGUUGGUCGGCGAGGGGAGUUCAAGUAAUGCGCCACCCUCACUGAACAGCGUAGGGCCCUCACUAAGACUGCCUGUGACAAGUUGACUAGCACAGGUGCCAAAUGGAUUGCAAAAAGCUGUAGACCGAUUAAUAUUGUUGAGGAUGAGGGGUUCACCGAAGUUUUGCGAGUGGCAACGGGGGACUCGAGCAUCAAAGCACCGCAAAGUCAAAGACUCACACUAAUGACAACAAUUUUGAAAAUCGGUAAUAUGUGAUUAAUCAUGAUUAAUCCACAGAAACCUAUGAUUAAUUUGAUUAACAUUUUUUAUCAUUUCACAGCCCUAAUUUUAUAUAAAAUAUACAGAAAUAUCAGUUGUAAAAGUUACAGUUAAUACACGGACCCAUCUGAACACCCUACAAUUUCCCCAGAAAUUGUACCCUCUCUAGUUAUCAAAGCAAACCUCACCCUACCACCUUAACUAACACAUUUUCUGCGGGAAACCCUGAUGAACCUUUUAUUCAAAAAUUAUGGAAACCAUCAUCAUAAAGAAGUCAAGUUUUUUAAAGAUAUAAUUCGCCUUUUAUGGCUUUAUUUGGACAGAGACAGGAAAAAUAUAGGGGAGAGUGAGACAUGCAGAAAUAUCCUGAGCUGGAACCGAACCUGGGCAGCUGGCUGUGGGCCUCAGCCCAUAUGGUACGUGUCCUACCCAGUGAGCUACCGGGGCGCCCCACACAGAAGAAAUUUAGGGAGUUUGGUGUGGAAGUUGGCAGGGUGGCAUACAAGUUACUUUAUAGAAUUUAAACUGUCACUUCCAGUUCAGCAACCCUCAUUGAUUGACUUAACUAAACUUACUGUGAAUGCAGACUGAUUUCGUAUCGUCAAACAGCUACGCCGUAACAGUACAGUUAAGUGACUAAACGAUUUCUUGUUCCGUUGUCCUGUCACAUUAAGAAGGAGAAGCCCUUGGGCGACUGGUAUAAGGGCGAGCCAAUGGACACAUCGUCCUCGUCGGGGACGGCCAGCGAGGAAGAGGAGGGGUCGGGGUCUUCAGGCACGCACAGCUCCCCCACCAGUGCUCAGAGUAAGAAGAAGAUCUUCAAGCCUGCGGAGCUGCGGCAGGCCCUCAUGCCCACCCUGGAGGCUCUGUACCGCCAGGACCCUGAGUCCCUGCCCUUCAGACAGCCUGUGGACCCCAUGCUGCUGGGCAUCCCGGACUACUUUGACAUUGUGAAGACCCCCAUGGACCUGUCCAGCAUCAAGAGGAAGCUGGACACGGGCCAGUACCAGGAGCCCUGGCAGUACGUGGACGACAUCUGGCUCAUGUUCAACAACGCCUGGCUGUACAACCGCAAGACGUCGCACUUCUACAAAUACUGCUCAAAGCUGGCCGAGGUGUUCGAGCAGGAGAUCGACCCCGUCAUGCAGGGCAUGGGCUACUGCUGCGGGCGGAACUAUGAGUUUUCGCCCCAGACCCUGUGCUGCUAUAGCAAACAGCUCUGCUCCAUCUCCAGGGACGGUACCUACUACAGCUACCAGAACAGGAUGAUUUGUAAAGACCAGUUUGAGAAGAAGAAGAACGACAUGUUGGACCCUGAGCCGUUUGUUGAAUGUAAGGACUGUGGAAGGAAGAUGCACCAGAUCUGCGUGCUGCACAAUGAUGUAAUCUGGCCGUCUGGCUUCAUCUGUGACAACUGUCUGAAGAAGUCGGACAAGAUGAGAAAGGAGAACAAGUUUGCAGCCAAGAGGUUGCAGACCACACGGCUGGGUAUGUACAUCGAGGACCGGGUGAACAAGUACCUGAAGAGGCAGAACCACCCGGAGGCGGGGGAGGUGUUCGUGCGGGUGGUGGCCAGCUCCGACAAGACGGUGGAGGUGAAGCCGGGCAUGAGGACCAGGUUUGUGGACUCUGGGGAGAUGAUGGAGAGCUUCCCCUACAGAACCAAAGCACUUUUUGCCUUUGAGGAGAUCGACGGCGUGGACGUGUGUUUCUUCGGCAUGCACGUCCAGGAGUAUGGCUCUGAGUGCUCCUUCCCCAACACCAGGCGGGUGUACAUAUCGUACCUGGACAGUAUCCACUUCUUUAAGCCCCGCGGGUUGAGGACGGCCGUCUACCACGAGAUCCUGAUUGGCUACCUGGAGUAUGUCAAGAAACUGGGGUACGUGACGGGUCACAUCUGGGCGUGUCCCCCCAGCGAGGGUGACGACUACAUCUUCCACUGUCACCCCAUGGACCAGAAGAUCCCAAAGUCCAAACGACUGCAGAAGUGGUGCAAGAAGAUGCUGGACAAGGCCUUAGCUGAGAGGAUCCUGCACGACUACAAGGACAUCUUCAAACAGGCGACGGACGACUGCAUCACCAGUGCCAACGAGCUGCCGUACUUCGAGGGCGACUUCUGGCCCAACGUGCUGGAGGAGAGCAUCAAGGAGCUGGAGCAGGAGGAGGAGGAGCGCAAGAAGGAGGAGCACACAGCCUCCUGUGACACCCCUGAGGGAACCCAGGGCGACACCAAGAACGCCAAGAAGAAGAACAACAAGAAGACCAAUAAGAACAAGAGCAGCGUGAGCCGGGCCAGUAAGAAGAAGCCGGGGAUGCCCAACGUGGCCAAUGACCUCUCCCAGAAGCUGUACGCCACCCUGGAGAAGCACAAGGAGGUGUUCUUCGUCAUCCACCUGCACGCGGGCCCCAGCGUCAACACCCUGCCCCCCAUCAUGGACCCCGACCCCCUGCUGACCUGCGACCUGAUGGACGGCCGCGACGCCUUCCUGACGCUGGCGCGGGACAAGCACUGGGAGUUCAGCUCGCUGCGGCGCUGCAAGUGGAGCUCCAUGUGCAUGCUGGUGGAGCUGCACAACCAGGGCCAGGACCGCUUCGUCUACACCUGCAACGAGUGCAAGCACCACGUGGAGACACGCUGGCACUGCACCGUCUGCGAGGACUUUGACCUCUGCAUCAUCUGCUACAACGCCAAGGGCCACGAGCACCAGAUGGUGAAGUGGGGCCUGGGCCUGGACGACGACAGCAACAGCCAGGGCGGCGAGGCGUCCAAGUCGCCCCAGGAGAGCCGGCGCCUCAGCAUCCAGCGCUGCAUCCAGUCCCUGGUCCACGCCUGCCAGUGCCGCAACACCAAAUGCUCGCUGCCGUCCUGCCCGAAGAUGAAGCGCGUGGUGCAGCACACCAAGGGCUGCAAGCGCAAGACCAACGGUGGCUGCCCCAUCUGCAAGCAGCUGAUCGCCCUGUGCUGCUACCACGCCAAGCACUGCCAGGAGAACAAGUGCCCUGUGCCCUUCUGCCUCAACAUCAAGCACAAGCUGAGGGAGCAGCAGCUGCAGCACCGCCUCCAGCAGGCCCAGAUGCUGAGGAGGAGGAUGGCCAGCAUGCAGGGGGUAGGCCAGCCCCCCCCAGGACCAGGGGGGGACGGGGGACUAAGCCUGGGCUCCCUCGGAAUCGUACCUGGGGGCCAGCCCAGCACCCCCAACUUGAACCCCCCCAGCCAGAUCGACCCCAGUUCCAUAGAGCGGGCCUACGCAGCCCUGGGCCUCACCUACCAGGGCAACCAGAUGCCUCAGCAGCCCCCCCAGGGCAACAUGGCCAACCAGGGCCUGCCUGGCCAGCCUGGCAUGAGGUCCCUCAACACCAUGGGAGGGAACCCCAUGGGAGUGAAUGGUGGGGUGCAGCAGCCCAACCAACAGUCCAACCUGCUCCCAGACGCCAUGCUGCACAACAGCAUGAACUCACAGAGUUUGAUGAAUGACAGUGGGGUGGGCAGUCUGGGCUCCAUGCCCACGGCAACGCCUCCUUCAGCAGCGGGCAUGAGGAAGUCCUGGCAUGAGGACAUCACCCAGGACCUGCGCAACCACCUCGUCCAUAAGCUUGUGCAGGCCAUCUUCCCCACCCCGGACCCGGCUGCGCUGAAGGACCGGCGCAUGGAGAACCUGGUGGCCUACGCCAGGAAGGUGGAGGGGGACAUGUAUGAGUCAGCCAACAGCAGGGAUGAGUACUACCACCUGUUAGCCGAGGAGAUCUAUAAGAUCCAGAAUGAGCUGGAGGAGAAGAGGAGGACUCGGCUGCAGAAGCAGGACAUGAGUUGAUCAGACGCCACUUAUAUGUUUGAUAAUUUCCUGAUAAUUAUCCAUUAGUGUUUUUUCUGCACAAAUCAAUCAUUCAUUUGAACACUAUUCUCAUCCCUCAUAUUGUUCAUAUGACUCAUCAUGGACAUGCUCUCAGUUUGGAACAAAUUAUUUGUGAUGCACUUGUUUUUUGUCAACGGGAGUUCUCCACAUAACAUUACUGACGCUGAGCAUAUUUCCAAGGCCGGGCUUGGGCCGGGUCUGUCGUACUGUUAGAAAUGUGACUCUUGUUCUGACUCUUGCACUGAAAUGUUUUCUGAAUAGUUUUGUACUGUUUCCCAAUCACUGACCCACAAGACACAUCAAAAAAGAAUUCCAUAGAAUUGCAGUUGCCAGUUUAAGCAUUCAUUUAUUUAUGUAGUAUUGAUUUGAGACUUGAUGCACUAAUCAGUUAAUUUGAUAUAUUUUAGGAUUUCCAGGUGUGAUUGGCUACAUAGAUGGCACUUAAAUUCCUAUCACAGCUCCAUCAGUAAAUUAAGGAGAUUAUGUGAAUAGGAAGUGUUGGGAUGAUGUCAUGAUGGCUGGAAAGAUGGACAACAUUUUAAAAGGGUUGACUUGGUUUAUUAGAGUGAGCUUGGAUCAUUUAAACCAGUCCAGGCAAAGUGGUCACAUGAGUGAGGCCAUGAGUUACAGAAGGCCUUAUAUACAAUGCAGUAUAGUGGGUCAAAUAUAGUUUCCAUAUACAUUUUCCUUACAGGGCACAGCAUGUGGUCCGCAUAUUUGUAUUCUUGACAGGUCAUACCUGACAGAACUCAUCAGUGUGUUGCCCAAUACUCUCUACUCUCUGGCUCCUGCCUGUCUCUAGCAAGAGGCCCUGACCAGUAAAUGUAGCACCUAAAUAGUAGCAUUAGCAUUCUAAAUGAAAGAUACUUCACAAUACAGCAACUGCAGCUUCAUACUCCAACCCACAUCAUCAGCAACGUGGAAGUGUCCUGGGUCUGUGAAUGAUUCGCAAAUAUUUUGUGAGUGUACACUGACCGCUAGAUUUGCUCUUGGUGAAUUUCUAUAUAUAUAUAUCCUAUUAUAAUGUAUAUUUUGUUUCCUCCUAUUGCAACUGAAAAUGCAAACUGUAUCCUCGUAUUAUCAUGGGAGAUUUUGAUGGUUACCUGCUUGGUGACAGAGGGUACUGUGGAGAAUAUCCUGUGUACUUACGUUAUUCACCAAUCAAUAGAACUUUCCCUAAUCAAUAGAACUAGUCAUUGGAUACUAGUUAAUAUGUUUGCUACUAACAAGUGUAGAUUGUGUCUAUGUGUCAGGUUGAAUAGAUGUUUGGCGUCAGGAGAAAGUACUGGGUAAACGUCCCUUGUGAUGACUACAAGGAGAGCUCCAACUAUGAUCCCUCUCUGCCCUGAGAGUGGUCAAUAGCGGGGAGCUGUGAAUUUCUUUCUCUUUGAUUGUUGUAACAUCAUUACUGCCUAAUUGUCACUAUCUAUGUUUACAUUCUUGUGCCCUAUAAAAGAUGGUCCUCCAGCCUUCAGAGCUGAGAGAGACAUGAU